This is a messenger RNA of Aspergillus costaricaensis CBS 115574, 1314 nucleotides long. RefSeq names its product cytochrome P450. NCBI's taxonomy places the organism in Eukaryota, Fungi, Ascomycota, Eurotiomycetes, Eurotiales, Aspergillaceae. Gene Ontology annotation, molecular function: heme binding; iron ion binding; oxidoreductase activity, acting on paired donors, with incorporation or reduction of molecular oxygen. Bases 1 to 1314 code for a protein of 437 amino acids. The transcript has 5 exons. The record is from RefSeq and is a predicted model, not a curated record.
AUGUUGAUGCUAAGUAUCCCCUUACUUGUCCAUCCUGUUCAUAUGCCAGCGGUGAAUUUGCCACUCCUCGUCUUUUCACUACUUAUAUUGAAGCAAGCGUUCUUGAGCCCCCUUCGUCAUCUUCCUGGGCCGUGGUACACUUCCUGGACAGGAAUUGUGCUUCGUUUUCAGGCACUGAAAGGCUACCGAUCCCAAUGGGUAGAUGAACUACAUCGAAAAUAUGGACCUGUAGUCCGUAUCGCACCAGAUGAGGUAGAUGUACGUGACUUUGAUGGAUAUCGGGAGAUUCAUAAGAUCAGCAAUCCGUUCAUGAAAGCCCCAUGGUAUAUUAGGUUCCGCGAAGCAGUCAAUUGCUUCACAGCUACUGACCCCCAUGUUCAUGCCCGCAAACGAAGACUGCUCUCCCAUCCGUUUAGCAAGAGCUCUCUCCGCGAGCAUUGGGAACCUACUGUACGUCGGCUUGCGGCAGCAGCCGUACAAGGCAUCAAGAGGGAAGCUGCAGUUGGAACCUCCGAUGUGAUGAAGUGGUGGACAUUCAUGGCUACUGAUGUGACGGGCGCUUUGGUUUUCAGUGAGUCCUUCGGCAUGACUGAAACCGGUCAGAAAAGCAAGUACAUCGAAGAGCUAGAGUUUGUCAACAAGGCUCGGGCGCUCCGCUUAGAGGUCUACAGCCUUUACUGUGCGCUAAGAACCUUUACCCUGGGCUACUUUGAUCCUCUUACUCGAGCGGAUCAAUGUAUCGAAAAGAGAACAGCGGAGGUCGUCCAACGAGCCUCAGAAAGACAACUCGUCAAGGCAAAUAUCUUUGCGGGUCUAAAGGGCGAGAAGAGCAGCGACGAAACAAUGGCCGACCGGGAAGUACUCGGAGCUGGAAGCACAGCCGUACCUCAAUGCUGUGUGAUUAACGAGGCCCUUCGAUUGUACGGGGCAGCUCCCUUUGGAUUACCUCGCAUUGUUCCAGCUACUGGGUUCAGUGUGUGCGGACAUCAAAUUCCAGAAGGUGCCAUCGUCACCACGCAGUCCUUCUCCUUACAUCGUGAUGGAAAUGUCUGGACUGAACCUGAUCAAUUUAUCCCGGAACGGUGGUUGGAAAAGCAACAGCACCCCGAGGCGAUUUUUGCGCCCUUCGGUGGUGGCAGUCGCACUUGUAUCGGGCUUCACAUGGCCCAGAUGGAGCUUCGCUUAGCUACUGCUUUGCUCUUUCGUGAAUGCGCGGGCAUCAAAUUGGCCCCGUCCACGACGCCGGAGUCGAUGGAGAUUGUGCAAUACUCCCUAAUUGCUCCGAAGGGCAGAAAAUGUGAAGUUAUGUUGUAG